AUGGGCUGUUUCGCUCCUUAUACAGAAAAACCCAUGUUUCCAUACCACAUAAAGGAGAUCCAGGACAGCCAUCAUUUCUAACUCCUUACAUUGAAGCUGGGAAGUUUGCAGAAGAUAGAGCCAUGGAAUGCUCCAGUCGUCCUCUGGCUGCAGGGCGGGCCGGGAGGCUCAUCCAUGUUUGGACUCUUUGUGGAACACGGACCUUAUGUUGUCACAAGAAACAUGACCGUGCGUGCCAGAGACUUUCCUUGGACCACUAUAUUUUCCAUGCUCUACAUUGAUAAUCCAGUGGGCUUCAGUUUUACUGAACAUCUCCAGGGAUAUGCAGUGGAUGAGGAUGAUGUGGCACGAGACUUACACAGUGCACUUACUCAGUUUUUCCAGUUGUUCUCUGACUAUAAAGACAAUGACUUUUAUGCCACUGGGGAGGAACCUGAGGACCAAAGUUACUACAGGAAAUUUUUGUCCCUCCCACAAAUGAGACAAGCCUUCUAUGUGGGAAACCAGACUUUUAGUGAUGGAUCCAAAGUUGAAAAGUACUUGCGAGAAGAUACAGUAAAGUCAGUGAAACCAUGGUUAACUGAAAUCAUGAAUAAUUAUAAGGUUCUAAUCUACAACGGCCAACUGGACAUCAUUGUGGCAGCUCCCCUGACAGAGCGCUCCUUGAUGGCCAUGAACUGGAAAGGAUCCCAGGAUUAUAAGAAGGCGGAAAGAAAAGUUUGGAAGGUCCUUAAAUCUGAUCCUGAAGUGGCUGGUUAUGUACGGCAAGUGGAUAGCUUCUAUCAGGUAAUUGUUCGAGGUGGAGGCCACAUUUUGCCCUAUGAUCAGCCUUUGAGAUCUUUUGACAUGAUUAAUCGAUUAAUUUUUGAAAGAGGAUGGGAUCCUUAUUGA
Kogia breviceps (pygmy sperm whale) is the source of this 891-nucleotide messenger RNA. The record is from RefSeq and is a predicted model, not a curated record. Lineage: Eukaryota; Metazoa; Chordata; Mammalia; Artiodactyla; Physeteridae.